Dryobates pubescens (Downy woodpecker) is the source of this 9000-nucleotide messenger RNA. It is a transcript of the gene MYO5A, whose product is annotated as myosin VA. The record is from RefSeq and is a predicted model, not a curated record. The transcript has 39 exons. The coding region runs from base 138 to 5615 and encodes 1825 amino acids. Gene Ontology annotation, cellular component: vesicle; actin cytoskeleton; cytoplasm. NCBI's taxonomy places the organism in Eukaryota, Metazoa, Chordata, Aves, Piciformes, Picidae. Gene Ontology annotation, molecular function: microfilament motor activity; ATP binding; actin filament binding. Gene Ontology annotation, biological process: vesicle transport along actin filament; actin filament organization.
ACAGAGCGGCGGCAGCCCAGCCGCCCGCCAGGUAGCAACAUGGCGCACCGCGCCCGGGCCGCCGCCUGAGCAUCCUCCCGCCCGCCUCCACCUCCCGCCGCCGGGCUGCCGCAGAAGGGCCGCCCGCGCCCUGCGCCAUGGCAGCCUCCGAGCUCUACACGAAGUAUGCCAGGGUUUGGAUCCCUGAUUCAGACGAGGUCUGGAAGUCAGCAGAACUUAUCAAAGAUUAUAAACCUGGAGACAAAGUUCUCCAGCUUCGACUUGAAGAGGGCAAGGAACUAGAGUAUUGCCUAGAUCCGAAGACAAAGGAGCUCCCACCCUUGCGAAACCCUGACAUACUUGUUGGUGAAAAUGACCUCACAGCGCUCAGCUAUCUUCACGAACCUGCUGUUUUACACAACCUCAAAGUUCGAUUUAUAGACUCUAAACUAAUCUAUACCUAUUGUGGUAUUGUCUUAGUGGCCAUAAAUCCUUAUGAGCAACUGCCCAUCUAUGGCGAAGAUAUCAUCAAUGCCUACAGUGGCCAAAAUAUGGGGGAUAUGGAUCCACAUAUCUUUGCAGUGGCUGAGGAAGCAUACAAGCAGAUGGCCAGAGAUGAGCGAAACCAGUCAAUCAUUGUCAGUGGGGAAUCUGGAGCCGGAAAGACUGUCUCUGCUAAGUAUGCCAUGAGGUACUUUGCUACUGUCAGUGGAUCUGCCAGUGAAGCCAAUGUUGAGGAGAAAGUUUUGGCCUCCAACCCUAUUAUGGAGUCUAUUGGAAAUGCCAAAACUACAAGGAACGACAACAGCAGUCGUUUUGGGAAAUACAUUGAAAUUGGGUUUGAUAAGAGGUAUCGAAUCAUUGGUGCUAACAUGAGAACUUACCUCUUGGAGAAAUCAAGAGUGGUGUUUCAGGCAGAAGAGGAGAGAAAUUACCACAUCUUUUACCAACUUUGUGCCUCUGCAGCGUUACCUGAGUUUAAAUCUCUACGAUUAGGGAAUGCAAAUUCCUUUUACUAUACAAAGCAAGGGGGAAGCCCUGUGAUUGAUGGCGUUGAUGAUGCUAAGGAAAUGGUAAACACCAGGCAGGCCUGCGCUUUGCUAGGGAUUAGUGACACCUACCAGAUGGGAAUUUUUCGAAUCCUUGCUGGCAUCCUUCAUUUGGGCAAUGUGGAGUUUGCAUCUCGAGAUUCUGACAGCUGCACUAUUCCUCCCAAGCAUGAACCCCUCACCAUCUUCUGUGACCUCAUGGGUGUGGAUUAUGAAGAGAUGUCCCACUGGCUUUGCCAUAGGAAACUCGCAACUGCCACCGAAACCUACAUCAAGCCAAUUUCUAAGCUUCAUGCCAUCAACGCCAGAGAUGCACUUGCCAAACAUAUCUAUGCUAAUCUCUUCAACUGGAUUGUAGAUCAUGUGAACAAAGCCCUUCAUGCUACUGUAAAACAGCAUUCUUUCAUUGGAGUGUUGGACAUUUAUGGAUUUGAGACAUUUGAAAUCAACAGCUUUGAACAGUUCUGUAUCAACUAUGCCAACGAAAAACUGCAGCAGCAGUUCAAUAUGCAUGUCUUUAAACUGGAACAGGAGGAAUAUAUGAAGGAAGAAAUACCAUGGACCUUGAUUGAUUUCUAUGACAACCAGCCUUGCAUCAACCUCAUAGAAGCCAAAAUGGGAGUUCUGGAUCUGUUGGAUGAGGAGUGCAAGAUGCCAAAAGGCUCAGAUGACACUUGGGCCCAAAAACUCUACAACACUCAUUUGAAUAAAUGUGCCCUCUUCGAAAAACCACGUAUGUCAAAUAAGGCUUUUAUCAUCAAGCACUUUGCUGACAAGGUGGAAUAUCAAUGUGAAGGCUUUUUGGAAAAGAAUAAAGACACAGUUUAUGAAGAACAAAUUAAGGUCCUAAAAUCAAGUAAGUUUAAGCUGCUGCCAGAAUUAUUCAAGGAUGAGGAGAAGGUCCUCAGCCCAACAUCAGCAACCUCUUCAGGGCGUGUGCCUUUGUCUCGGACACUUGUAAAACCAGCCAAGGCCAGGCCAGGUCAAGCCAGUAAGGAGCAUAAGAAAACUGUAGGACAUCAGUUUCGAAACUCUCUUCACCUGUUGAUGGAAACCCUGAAUGCUACAACUCCACACUACGUGCGCUGUAUUAAGCCUAACGACUUCAAGUUUCCCUUCACAUUUGAUGAAAAGCGGGCAGUGCAGCAGCUGAGAGCUUGUGGUGUUCUGGAGACCAUCCGAAUCAGUGCAGCUGGCUUUCCCUCCAGGUGGACAUACCAAGAGUUCUUCAGCCGUUACCGUGUUCUGAUGAAGCAGAGAGAUGUCCUUAGUGACCGAAAGCAGACGUGUAAAAAUGUCCUGGAAAAGCUGAUUCUGGACAAGGAUAAGUACCAGUUUGGUAAGACAAAAAUAUUUUUCCGGGCUGGCCAAGUAGCCUAUCUGGAAAAAAUAAGGGCAGAUAAGUUGCGAGCUGCCUGUAUCCGCAUCCAAAAGACAAUCCGGGGCUGGCUGAUGCGGAAGAAGUUCGUGCGUAUGAGGAAGGCUGCCAUCACCAUCCAGAGAUAUGUCAGAGGCUACCAAGCACGAUGCUAUGCCACGUUCCUGCGGAGAACGCGGGCUGCCAUCACUAUUCAGAAGUUCCAGCGCAUGUACGUGGUUCGCAAAAGAUACCAGCACAUGCGAGAUGCUACUAUUGCUCUUCAGGCUCUCCUAAGGGGUUACAUGGUCAGGCUCAAGUACCAAAUGAUGCUUCGGGAGCACAAGUGUAUUAUUAUUCAGAAAAACGUAAGAGGCUGGCUGGCUCGAGUGCACUACCGUAGGACCUUGAAGGCAAUUGUUUACUUGCAAUGCUGUUACCGGCGCAUGAUGGCCAAGAGGGAGCUAAAGAAACUGAAGAUAGAGGCUCGGUCUGUAGAGCGCUACAAGAAGCUUCACAUUGGCUUGGAGAACAAGAUCAUGCAGCUGCAGCGAAAAAUUGAUGAGCAGAACAAAGAGUACAAGUCUCUACUGGAGAAGAUGGGCAACCUGGAGAUCACAUAUAGCACUGAGACAGAGAAGCUGCGGAGUGAUGUGGAAAGGCUUCGGAUGAGUGAGGAGGAGGCCAAGAAUGCGACCAACCGUGUCAUCAGCCUUCAGGAGGAGAUUGCCAAGCUGCGUAAGGAGCUGCAGCAAACUCAGUCUGAGAAGAAGACCAUUGAGGAACGGGCAGACAAAUACAAACAUGAAACCGAGCAGCUUGUAUCAGAGCUAAAAGAGCAGAACACGCUACUGAAAACAGAAAAGGAGGAGCUUAACCGCCGCAUCCAUGACCAGGCGAGGGAGAUAACAGAAACAAUGGAAAAGAAGCUAGUGGAGGAAACGAAACAGCUAGAGCUAGAUCUGAAUGAUGAACGCUUACGGUACCAGAACCUGCUGAAUGAGUUCAGCCGUUUGGAGGAGCGAUACGAUGAUCUCAAGGAUGAAAUGAACUUAAUGGUGAGCAUCCCCAAGCCUGGACACAAAAGAACGGAUUCAACUCACAGUAGUAAUGAAUCUGAAUAUACUUUUAGCUCUGAGAUCACAGAAGCAGAUGACUUGCCACUGAGGAUGGAGGAACCAAGUGAAAAAAAGGCACCAUUGGAUAUGUCUCUGUUCCUCAAGCUGCAGAAACGGGUUACGGAGCUGGAGCAAGAAAAGCAAUCCCUGCAGGAUGAACUGGACAGAAAGGAAGAACAAGCUCUCCGAGCUAAAGCUAAGGAGGAAGAAAGGCCUCCAAUAAGAGGUGCAGAGUUAGAGUAUGAAUCGCUCAAGCGUCAGGAACUUGAAUCUGAGAACAAAAAACUGAAGAAUGAGUUGAAUGAGCUGCAGAAGGCUCUCACAGAAACACGAUCUCCAGAGGUAACUGCUCCUGGUGCCCCUGCAUAUAGAGUCCUCCUGGACCAACUGACUUCAGUAAGUGAAGAGCUUGAAGUACGCAAGGAAGAAGUCCUCAUCCUGAGGUCUCAGCUUGUUAGCCAGAAAGAGGCUAUUCAACCCAAGAAUACCAUGACAGAUGCUACAAUCCUCUUGGAGGAUGUACAAAAGAUGAAAGACAAAGGAGAAAUAGCACAGGCAUAUAUUGGACUGAAGGAAACAAACAGGCUGCUGGAGUCUCAGCUUCAGUCACAGAAGAAGAGCCAUGAGAACGAACUGGAAUCACUGCGAGGUGAGAUCCAAAGUCUGAAGGAAGAAAACAAUCGCCAGCAGCAGCUUCUAGCACAGAAUCUGCAGCUGCCUCCAGAGGCCCGCAUUGAAGCCAGCCUACAGCAUGAGAUCACCAGACUGACUAAUGAGAACUUGGAUUUAAUGGAACAGCUUGAAAAGCAGGACAAGACUGUUCGCAAGUUAAAGAAACAGUUGAAAGUACUUACUAAGAGGAUUGGUGAACUUGAAGAGGGCCAGAUGGAGAACAUAUCACCUGGACAAAUCAUUGAUGAACCUAUUCGUCCAGUUAACAUUCCACGGAAAGAAAAAGACUUCCAAGGGAUGUUGGAAUAUAAGAAGGAGGAUGAGCAAAAACUGGUCAAGAAUCUUAUUUUAGAGCUGAAACCACGUGGGGUAGCUGUCAACCUGAUUCCAGGACUACCAGCAUAUAUUUUGUUCAUGUGCGUACGCCAUGCGGAUUACCUUAACGACGACCAAAAAGUGCGGUCGUUGCUGACGUCCACGAUCAACGGCAUCAAAAAAGUGUUGAAGAAAAGAGGUGAAGACUUUGAAACAGUGUCCUUCUGGCUAUCUAACACCUGCCGAUUUUUGCACUGCUUGAAGCAAUACAGUGGAGAAGAGGGCUUUAUGAAGCAUAACACACCUCGGCAAAACGAACACUGCCUCACCAAUUUUGAUUUAGCGGAAUACAGACAGGUACUGAGUGACUUGGCUAUUCAGAUCUACCAACAACUUGUCCGAGUCUUGGAAAACAUUCUGCAACCAAUGAUUGUUUCAGGAAUGCUGGAGCAUGAGACUAUCCAAGGUGUCUCAGGGGUGAAACCAACAGGGCUGCGGAAGAGAACAUCCAGCAUUGCUGAUGAAGGAACCUACACUUUGGACUCCAUCAUUCGGCAGCUGAACUCCUUCCAUUCAGUGAUGUGUCAGCAUGGAAUGGAUCCAGAGCUGAUCAAACAGGUCGUCAAGCAGAUGUUCUACAUCAUCGGGGCUGUCACACUCAAUAAUCUUCUCCUGCGCAAGGACAUGUGCUCAUGGAGCAAAGGAAUGCAGAUAAGAUACAAUGUGAGUCAACUGGAAGAAUGGCUUCGUGAUAAAAAUCUGAUGAAUAGUGGGGCUAAAGAAACACUUGAACCCCUUAUCCAGGCUGCACAGUUGUUGCAAGUGAAAAAGAAAACAGAUGAAGAUGCAGAAGCCAUUUGUUCAAUGUGCAACGCACUGACUACUGCCCAGAUUGUAAAAGUUCUGAAUUUGUAUACUCCAGUCAAUGAGUUUGAAGAGAGAGUCUUGGUGUCAUUUAUACGUACAAUACAGAUGCGUCUCCGAGACAGGAAGGACUCUCCUCAGUUGCUCAUGGAUGCUAAACACAUCUUUCCUGUUACUUUCCCAUUUAAUCCAUCCUCUCUAGCUUUAGAAACCAUUCAGAUCCCAGCCAGCUUAGGCCUGGGCUUCAUAUCACGUGUCUGAUCUCAAGGAUGUACUGUCAGUGUUAAAUGGAGAAUCAGUUGCCUGGUAUCUUUACCCAUUAAAAUACAGUAAUCCACUGAAAACACAUUUUGUGAACAGUCUCAAAAUGCCCAAAUGUGUAGUAAAAGUAGCUGGAAAACUACACAACAGCACCACAGAUUGAACGCUAAUAGAAAGGUGUACAUUUGUGUUCAGUCUUUACAUUUAUCACAGUAUCAGUCAGGGUUGGAAAGGACCACAAGGAUCAUCUAGUUCCAACCCCCCUGCCAUGGGCAGGGACACCCCACACUAGAUCAGGCUGGCCAGAGCCUCAUCCAGCCUGGUCUUAAGCACCUCCAGGGACGGGGGCCUCAAUCACCUCCCUAGACAACCCAUUCCAGGGCUUACCACUCUCAUUUAUAAGGACAACACUGAUUCAUAGAUUUCCAGCAUAUGGAAAUCGAGCUUGGAGAACAAUGGUGUCUUCAGCAGCCUAGAGACAUUUUUAGAUCUUUAGUAACAUAUUUAAAUAGUGUAAAUUAAACUCCAUAUGUAAUCUUCUCAUAGGCAGGGACCAACAGGGACAGUCACAGCCCUGAACAUGGAGGACUUGAAAGUAAGGCAUUUUGUAGUAGAAUACACAGUCACUGGGGAGCCUGUUACAUUUUAUUUGUAAAAACUGGAAUGGAGAAACACAAACUGGCAAUAUAGAAAAUGAUUUCUUAAACCACUUCCUUAUUUAUGUCAGUUUGACAUAAAUUCUAGUGAUAGGUCUUAUAGCUCACUAUAUGCUAUAACUUAGGUGUUCAUUUGUUAGUACUGUGGUUUACAGAGCGUACUAAAUUGCUGCUGCACAUUGUGUUCUUUCAAAUGUAUGACAGUAUCAUGCUAAGCACUAAAAAUAAGAUACUUCAUUUUUUGUUGUCAACCUUAUUUAUAGUCUGAUGCAGUCUGUUAUUUUAACUGGAUUUUUGCAAAUGGUAUCAAAUAACACCUGUAGAGGAAAAUGAUAACUAAGCACAAGUAGCACACUGGUAAUCACACGUUUAGUUGUCCUUAAAAGUAGUUAACUACAAACACAGCAUCUUGAAGAAAAUUUAACAGAGGUCAGUAAUGAUUUCAGUAUUUAUUUAGAUUUCCUCCUUUGUUUAGAACCCAGAGAUCACAGUGUAUAUUUUGAGCAUAAUCACUUUUGGUUUGUGGCCACUUAGAACAAAAGAAAAAGAAAAAAAAUACUCUUUCAAACUGGAAUUUGAGAGGAAAACCUUUACUAAAAAAUUUCUGCAGUAGCCCGAGGCUCUCUCUCUUUGGACGGUUGACUUACAAGAAUGUUAAGUAGGUUUUGACUAUGAUGCUGUCAUUUGACUAUGAUUCAGGCUGAUUUAAUGAUUGGAGAUCCAGAGUACAUAAUGAGAAACUGAGUUAUUUUGGGUAUUGCACAUCUUACAGGAAAGAUGAUUCUCUCACGCGCAUCUGGGAUCUGCUAUUUAGAAUUCACAUUUCACAAUGUGCAACGUAAGAGCAGACGCCUUGCUUAAAGUUCCAGUUCUGAACUUUAAAACAGGUAGUUUGUGGUGUAUGGCACAAAUAUACAUGCAAAAACAAAAAGCCACACACAUUGCUCAAUUGCAUCGUGCAAUAUUUUUUAUGUAUUAUAAUAAUUAGCAACUUAGCAUUAACACAAUUUUCUUUUUCAAUAUUGAGAUAUAAUCUAGAGGUACAUUAUUAGACUACUUGGUACUGAUUUGCCUGCAAAGGCACAGAAAAUUGUUGCUGUUAAGCAGGCUGAAACAUUUCAGUUCUGUUUUACUUGAGAGGUAGACAUGCUGUUUGUGUGGCUGUUAAAAUCAGUAGUAAAGACAACCUGAACUUUGUCAGUAUCAUUUUAAGAUGCUCAUGUCAUCUUAUUUUCAAACGUGUAUGCCCCAUAUUAUGUUUGAUGGAUCAUGUCAGUACUCCUGAGAACUUUAAUACUGCAUUGAAUAAAUGUUUUGAAUGGUCUUUGCUAAGUUGUUUAGCUUCUCCUGUGUGUGGCAUACCAAACACUUUAUUUUUACUUGAUUUCUGAAGCUAUGGCUACUGCCAAGUGGCUCCAAGAAGGUAUCAUGUAGUUUUCAGACUGUUAGGGGGUACUGUACUCGUGAGAAUGUAACCAAUAACAAGGUCAGGAAAGAAAGUAUGUGAGAACAUGCUAACCUACAAUUUUUUUUCUCCUACUGAAAACCAAACAAUUGGCAUUACAGUAUGUUCAUACUGUAGAUCAGGAAAUGCAUCCACUACUUCAGCGUUAGCGUGUUUAAAAUGUAUGGCUAAAUGUGUUUUUGUUUCUUUUUUAAGUUUGUUGACCUGUAAAAAGCCUUAGUGUAUCUCGUUUCCUUAAAGAAAGUAGUGUUUAGUAAUUUAUAGGUAUUACCCUUAAACUCAGUGGUUUGACUGGUAUUACUUUUAUAUCUCAUUAAAAGUAUAUGCUGCUUGACAUGUUUUAAAGGAAGAUAUUUUUCAGUUGGAAUAGAUGUGUAGUCGGUAAUUCAUCUAACGUUUUACACGGCAGUAUUUUACAUGCACUUUUCAGAAGUAAAAUUUUAGUGUCAAUGUAUAAUAUAUCUUUCACCUUAGGACUAAUUAUCUCUUCAACCAUGGGACAUCAUGCAGAAUUACUUUAACACCUUUUUUAAUUAUUUUUUUUUUCUCCCUUAAAUCAUGGUUAGACUCUUUUAACGUGGACAUAUCUUUUUUUGUAUUUUAAUUUAUUAUCUGUUGCUAUGAUAGAUUUUAUCAGAUGCUGGAAAAAUACUUGUCAGUGACCCCCUCAGAAAUAUAUACAGUUAUUCUAGAGAUUUUGCACAAUAAUUACCUCAUUCUGUUUGGCAUAUUUUUAUUCCAGUGAUCAUUUUAUUCUGCUGUUUAGGUCACCGUCUUCUAUCCAGAUGAUGAAAAAUUGCUUCUCAGACUGCAGCCUGGGAUGAAACAUCAGAGUGCUUAAGUCUGUUAAAUGCAAUUAAUCUAUCACAGGAAAAAAAAACCAAAACUAAGAUCAACCUCAGUGUUGAAAGGUGGAUUGAUAUCCAUCAGCAUUGGUUCCCAAUUUGGAAACACCAGCAUUUGCAGUCUAGAGGUCUGUGUAAUUUGUGAUUUGAACUGAACACAUUUCAAAUACCAUACAAAAACUAUGAGUGAACACUUGGGUUUUUAAGAUGCUGAUACUUCAUGUGAUAAAUAAAAGCCUUUAAACAUAGGUUUUCACUCAAUACCACUACAGUACAUAGAUGAAAACCAAAACUUCGUCAGAAUGACCUGAGCUCUGAUCUGUUGUAGUGUCUGUUGUUGUACUUAGUAAAUGUAUGCAUCAUAAAAACUGUAGCCUAAUAGCUAUCACUGGAAAAUGUCCAAAUAAAAAUGCAACUGU